Molecule: messenger RNA, 991 nt
Organism: Zymoseptoria tritici IPO323
Lineage: Eukaryota; Fungi; Ascomycota; Dothideomycetes; Mycosphaerellales; Mycosphaerellaceae
Exons: 2
Coding region: 252-932 (226 amino acids)
Biological process (GO): aerobic respiration; riboflavin biosynthetic process
Cellular component (GO): cytosol; mitochondrial intermembrane space
Molecular function (GO): 3,4-dihydroxy-2-butanone-4-phosphate synthase activity
Source: RefSeq, a predicted model, not a curated record
GAGUCGAAAGCGAUCGCCAAUAUGUCUCGCUGUCAAAGAUCGUCUGCUGCCAUCGUCGACCGUUCAGCAUAUUACCCUCUGCAAUAUCCUUGAAUUGUCUUCGGUUUUCAACGUCGCGUGAAAGUGGUGGAACCACAAGCUCUCAGCACGCAAGAAAGCAAUAAAAAACUUGCCCCGCUUCGACCACCACGAGUGACCUGGAAUUGCGCAGACCAGACCACCACGAACUGCGCAACGACCACCACGGGAACAUGGCAUCUGUCAACGGCGAUGUCAGUUUUGACAGCAUCCCCGAUGCAGUGGAGGCAUUCGCAAAGGGCGAAUUCGUCCUUGUCAUGGACUCCACCAAUCGCGAGAACGAAGGCGACCUGAUCAUCGCCGCAGAAGACUUCACUCCGGCAAAGGCGGCUUUUAUGAUCCGACACUCGUCCGGCUACCUCUGCGCGCCCAUCACGUCGGCUCUUGCUGCAAGAUUAGAACUACCUCAAAUGGUUACUCACAACUCCGAUCCCAACAGAACCGCAUACACCAUCACGAUUGAUGCGGCAGACGGUGUGACGACGGGAAUCAGCGCGCAGGACCGAAGCUUGACGUGCCGCAGAUUGGCGGAUCCGAAGGUACAGAAAGAAACGUUCAGACGGCCGGGUCAUAUCGUGCCGUUGCAGGCGCGAGAGGGUGGUGUCAGAGUACGAGGAGGACAUACCGAGGCGGGCGUCGAUCUGUGCUUAUUGGCCGGCAAGCAGCCUGUUUCCGUGAUUGCAGAAAUGGUACAGGACGGUGAAGAGGUGGAGGGUAAAGCUGAGCUUGCGGGUGACUUUGGCAUGAUGAGAAGAGAUGGGUGUCUGGCAUUCGCUCGUCGCUACGGGUUGAAGGUCAUCACAAUCGAGGACUUGAUAAGGCAUUUGGAGGCCAACGAUGGCAAAAAGGCUUGAAAUUUGGUCUCGAGCAUUCAUGUACAAAGAUGUGAAUAAUCUCCAAAGCGAUCUAUGCC